Molecule: messenger RNA, 865 nt
Organism: Stegostoma tigrinum
Lineage: Eukaryota; Metazoa; Chordata; Chondrichthyes; Orectolobiformes; Stegostomatidae
Product: leukemia inhibitory factor-like
Exons: 3
Coding region: 77-703 (208 amino acids)
Biological process (GO): negative regulation of neuron apoptotic process; ciliary neurotrophic factor-mediated signaling pathway; immune response
Cellular component (GO): extracellular region
Molecular function (GO): ciliary neurotrophic factor receptor binding; cytokine activity; leukemia inhibitory factor receptor binding
Source: RefSeq, a predicted model, not a curated record
CAAUAACUGAACAGAAUACUUUCUUAAAGAGCUCUACCACUUGUCUUCUGCAGUCAUAUGUCUGAAUUGUAAUAGAAUGGAACUUGGAGCAGGGAUUCUACAAAUACUCGUGCUGUUGUCUUUAUGUUGUCUCAACAUCAGCGCUGCUCCUAUAUUGAAUAAAACAAUGACUAUGAGCUACCAACUAGCAGUUGAAUUAAAUCGCUCUGCCUCAACUUUACUAGAUUUAUAUCUGUCUGCUCAAGGCUUUCCUUUCUCUAAUGAUAAUGCCAAACUAGAUGUGUGCAGAGUUGAUGUGAAGUGCCUUCCCAGAGGACCACUAGCCGAUAUGGAGAGCAAUGACAUGCUUAGGAGAAUACACACUGGUGUAAAACAGUUUGAUUUGCACUUGAAAAAUGUUGAGGACCAGCAGAAGAAUAUGAACUCUCUGAAGAAAGAAAUGCAUGAUGAGCUUAAAAAUACUCGGACACAGCUAAUAUCGCUGCAGUCAAACCUCCGGUUGAUUCUGGACAUCAGAGGUCAUCAUGUUCCCGAAGAGUUAGAAUGUUCUCCAGAACACAUUAGCAUCCCUAAUAAUCUGUUUAAACAAAAGCAACAAGGAUGUGCAAUACUGCGAGAGUUUAAAAGGUAUAUGAAGCAAUUGUUAAAGCGUUUUCUUCAGUUAUCGAGGAAUGCGCAUGGGAAAGCAGCUGUCAACUCAUAGUUUGCAUGCAGUACAAUAUUUGGUUUACGCUGCAACUGAGUAUACUGCACCUUCUACAAUUUCCACUCCAGUCCAGUAAGGGACUUUAUGAGAAUAAAUUGUGGAAAUGUAACAUUCAAAUACAACAUGCAAUUGCCUUAAAUGCAAGUGCAGCAAUACAUU